CGUCGGGCGAACGGUAGCAUCUUGUGCUCAGACAGCGGAGCUCUGUCACAUUUUCAAGGCGGCCGCUUCAGGAUCACACACUUUUCCUUUUCCACUUCCUUGACCAUGGCGGAGGUUGCUUUUGCGGUGCUCACGAACGGCCCGCUCCUCGACUCGAUCCUCUCGUACCAGCACGGCCUCAGCCAAGGCGUCUCCAAGAUCGUCAUGGGCUACCGCAAGAAGACCAAGCACGCGCUCGUGUGCAAGAAGCAAAAGCAGGCGCUGCUCGCGUCCCCCGACAUGUUCCGCGCCUACGUGCUCCUCAAGCUCAUCGAGAAGAAGGACGUGCGCGGCGCGAAAGCGCUCAUGGCCGAGCGCCCGACGGGCUACACGUGCCCGACCUUCGAAGGCGGGUACCUCUACGGCAUCAACACCGCCGCGCAGCUCCGUGACGCUGCGCUCGUCACGUUUCUCCACAAGCAAAACGUGGGCAAGUGCACGAAGCACGCGCUCGACACGGCCGCGUCCAACGGCGACUUUGAAAUCGCCGAGUUUCUCGUCAUGAACCGCGACGAAGGCUGCUCGCUCGCGGGCUUUAUGCUUGCCGAGAAGCACGGCCACACAAAGGUGCUCGAGUUCCUCCGCGAGCACCGCCCGCGGGACCAAAACAAGUGCCCCCCGGUCGACCCCAAGUUUUCGCUCCUCCCUACGUGGUUCGUCAACCUCUGAGCGGCUCCGUUUCGGAAGAGCCCUGUCGUGACCCUUUGUGUUAUUUAAUCUCACCAACACUUAUCUAUUCCACCA
This is a messenger RNA of Saprolegnia parasitica CBS 223.65, 783 nucleotides long. RefSeq lists its product as hypothetical. Bases 106 to 708 code for a protein of 200 amino acids. The record is from RefSeq and is a predicted model, not a curated record. The transcript has a single exon. Lineage: Eukaryota; Oomycota; Saprolegniomycetes; Saprolegniales; Saprolegniaceae.